GGGGUGCGCGCGUUCCCGCCGAAACUGGGGGGGACGGCGGUGGCAGCGGCGGGUGAGGUGGGGGGAGCGCGCGCUCCCGCGGACUCUAGCCUUAUGCAGGCACAACGCUGGCUCCGCUAAGAACAAGUCAGAGGUGGCGGAAGAAGCGGAGGCGGCGGCCGAGGAGGAGGGAGCCGAGCGGAGCCAGUCGGCGCCAUGGAGGAGCUGAGCAGCGUGGGAGAGCAAGUCUUCGCUGCCGAGUGCAUCCUCAGCAAGCGGCUUCGCAAGGGCAAGCUGGAGUAUUUGGUGAAGUGGAGAGGCUGGUCUUCCAAGCACAACAGCUGGGAACCUGAAGAGAAUAUUCUUGAUCCAAGACUCCUCUUGGCUUUCCAGAAGAAGGAACAUGAAAAAGAGGUACAAAAUCGGAAAAGAGGCAAACGACCCAGAGGCAGACCAAGAAAAAAUGUUGAACCUGAAGCCCCAUCCAGGAGCAAAUCCAGCAGCUCUUCAUCCUCCACCUCCUCUUCAACUUCCUCUUCUGAUGAAGAGGAGGAAAGUGACCUUGAGACAAAGAGAAGUCAGCGGAACAGGGAGAGUCACCCAGUGCCUCAAAAGAAAGCUCAGAUUUUAGUUGCCAAACCUGAAAACAAGGACUCAGCUAGGAAGAAACGUGGGCGGAAGCCACUGCCUCCUGAGCAGAAGGCAGCCAAGAGGACAGUCAACCUAACCAAGGUGCUUAAAACAAAUAGAAAGGAGGUAGGAGGGGGAGGGGGGGCCAAAUUGGCAAGCAAGAUGCAGCCACAACACAAUGCUCAAAGUUCUGGCAUUGCCAUGCUUAAAUCCCACAUGAAGGAAGCACAAGGUGCCUUUGGUGGCUUUUGUUCUGGAGCAUCCUCCAAUGAUAACCUCUCCAGCAUAGUGAAGAAUUCUACAGUUGGAAGCCCAAAUUGCGGUAUCAGCUGGCAAAGCUCCAUUGUCCAUUAUAUGAGUAGGAUGUCACAGAACCAGAGCUCUGCAGACGCCUCUGCAGUGGGACGACUGACUCUGAAGUCAGCUAUGUCCUGCAAGAGCAACCUAGGUUUGGAUUUAAAACUAAAAAACCAGAAGGGUUCCGGAAACUUGGAAUUGACUGUGCAAGGAUCCAAAGUGACCAAGAGACCGAGUGGCAAUUCCUUGGGGGAACAAAAGACAGGAAAUUUGCACAAUGGCAACAAAGUUCCUUCUGGCUCUCCCAGCACCCAGCCAGCUUGCAACCAAGAGCUCAACCUACAAGCUUUAAAUCUGCAAAGUGUGAAGAAUGGGCCAAACUCCACCAGCGGUAACCACAUUUCUCACCAUGGCUGCGGGGCAGUUGGCAAAGGCAGUGGCAACAGUUUAGCAACAAAGACAAAUGUAUCCAAGGGCAGCGGGCCUGGGAGUGGCCAGAACAUUGCCAACACAGGGGCAACAUCAACAGAUGCAGAUCCUUGCAAAGGUGAGAAACCGGCACAAAGAGCAUCUAUUAGUGAGAGAGAUGGGGCCACCAAGAGUAAUACCACCUGUGCCCAGGUAUGUCCCACAAAAGACAAGACUUCAGGCAUGUCAGAAGGGAGCACCGGAGAAGAGGAGACUAGUUCUGAUUCUGACAGAGAUUCUGCUUCUUUUCCUGGAGGAGACCAGAAUACGUCUCUCUCUAUCCAGACUAGCCAGGACUGGAAACCUACCCGGAGUCUUAUUGAACAUGUUUUUGUCACAGAUGUGACAGCUAAUUUGAUCACAGUAACUGUUAAGGAGUCUCCAACAAGUGUGGGGUUUUUUAACCUAAGACAUUAUUGAGCUCCAAGGCAGAUAAGCAUUCUUCCUCCAUCUCAUUUGACUCUUGGAUAUUAGAAGAAGAAACAAAUCACAGUAGUUAGCAAUCAGAGAAAUAAGCUUAGGGACUCUUUUGGCUUUACUUGUGUUACUUGCCAAUUCAGAGGAGUGUAGUGAAAACUACAACCCCAUGCUUUGCUGUACUUGAAUACUUUAGCUAUAUGAUUUGAAAUACCAGAGGAUUUUAUCAUUCAAGAGAACAAAUAUAUAUUCAUAUACAUAUAUAUAUUCAUUCUCCUGAAUAGUUUCUCUAAGAAAAAUAGUUCCUUAUUUUUUCUUCCAAAUGAUGAAGUUUCAACACUUCUAAGCUCCUAGAACUAAUUACAUUAGUUUGGAAAUUUGUGAACAGAUCUAUAUUUAGGAUACCUGCCAAGGGCCAUAUAAAACGUUUGUCUUAAGGGAAUGUAUGUAAGACAUACUUCCAACUUGCUUUGGAAACUAGAGGGUAUGAUAUAUAAGACAGCAUUGGUUUGGAGCUGGGACUAACAGCUAUCAAGUGAGUUUGGUUCAGGUCAAGCAUUGAUCUCUAGAACUUUCAGAAAUAGCAAUUCACUUGUUUGGACCAGUGUCUCAAGAACUUGAAAAAAAAGUAUGCUUUUCAACCUGCCAAAUAUAUCAGCAGAUACAGGAAAUCAACCUUGGAGAACUGCGGAACAAUGUUCUCAAGAACUUGAGAAGACAAUAUGUUUUUCAACUUGCCAAAUGUCAGCAGAUGUCACUCAGAGGAGAAUGCUGUCUCCUUUUCAACAUCUGAGUGUACAUGAGUGUACACAUGAAUAUGUAAUUCAGGAAGCUUUUACACAUUGGAAAAUUCUAUAUGGAAACCAGUUCCAUGUAAAAUGUGAUAUGUGUAAACCAUUGCUUAAAUAAGCCAUGUGUUCUGAGGAAUUAUAUAUGCUUAUAUGGUUGAGACCCGUUGUGAGUCCCCAGUGUGUUCACGUACACAUGCACACAGAUACACAUUUUGUAUGCUGUUGCUUACACAGAAGAAAUGGGAAGAAAGCAAAAUUAGAAAUUUUGAUGAUGUAGAGAUUUUAUAAGAAUAAGAUGCCUUAUAAUGUGAGAUGAAAUACUAUUGAUGGGUGCUGUUCAAAAUGAGUUGAGAAUCUUUGGAAUCAGAAAGCAGGUUUUUGAAGUUUCUAUGCAAUUGUUAUCUUUUGUAGGCCUAGAUGCUCUUUUGAGUUGGGAGUUUGAUUGUUUGCUUGCAGACAUUUCAUUACCAAACUACGUAACAUCAUCAGUGUUAGUGAGUAUGGUGUUUGCUGUCUGAGUAUGGGGUCACACACCCCAUCAAUACUGGCAGGGCAAAUUGGUGUACUGUAUAAAAACAUGGGGCAAACACCAGAGUCACUAGCACUGAUGAUGUUACGUAGUCAAAGAAUGAAACAUCUGCAAGCAAACAACCAAGCUCAGAGAGCAUCUAGGACUCCACAGUCCGAUCCUGAGGUACAAAUAUUCUCUUCUGUUGGUGAUAUCUUUCUACUUACUCUUACCUGCAAUAACUACAAAAAAAUAUUGCAGAUGGCAAGAUAACAUUGUGAUACAAACUGCCACUUACUUUUAUUUGAUCUCUACCUAUGUCCUGUCUCCCAAUUAAAUUCUGCUACAGGGCAUCGCUACAGGGCAGAAAUGAUUGAAACCUCUCUUUGUUUUAUUGCUCCAGCAAAGGCUGGCUUUAUCAUUACCUUGAGUGGGAAGCUAAUGUAGGAAACCAGAGAGGAUAAACUGGAGUGAAAACAUCCUUGAACCUAUAUUUAAUUUAGGCUACCUGCUUUUUGAAGUCAAGUGAUGAUUCAGUUUAGGUUUCUGUUAUUUCUCUCAGAACAGGUGCUUCCUGUUGGUCAAAAGCCAUGGUCUAGGUUUGGGCAGCACUAAGCUCUGUCAAGUCAAUUGACAGUCAAGCUCUGCCAGAAUUUGACUGUGUUCUAACAGUGCGCUUCUGUGAUAAGUCCCCAUACUUAUAGCACACUCAGUAAAAAGAAACCGGUAGAAACAGGGAAUGUUAAAUUGAUUAUAGGGAAUUUUAUUGAAAUGGGUAUUUUUGCAUCUUUCAAAGUCAUAAAGUAUGUAAUGUUGGAUCACUGUUUAUCAGACCCAUUCUACGGUAAAGCGAUGCAAAGGUUUUGUUCAAAACUGUAUGUUAAGAUCACAGUUUACUUUGUUGUGUGUAUUUCGUAAUGUGAAAUUGGUUUCCAGGUUUUCGGAUCAUUUGAAGCAUUGGCUUAGCCUACUACUUUCCUUGCUCUUUCUUGUAGUUUCUCUUUUGUAUUGCUGAUCCUUUUAUGCUACAGCCAUACGAGCUGUGAAGCUAAGAAAAGGCAAGAUGGCAAAUUUAUCAGGGAUAAAGUGUUGCUCAUGCUUAUAUUAGCUAGUAUGAUUUUUUUAAAAUAAAUUGAUGUGGAAGCUUAUCUUUUUCACCAAAGUUUAAUCACAUAGAAAACAGUUCCAAGGAAGUCCAUGAGAUUUGCUUCCAUAGAGCUGUAAUUUAAAUUUAAUAUGCCGGGUUGUAAGUGCACUGAAUGAGUCUUCUGCAAACAGUGCUCCUAGUUCUUUACGCCUACUCCUCUUGAUGUGUACUGCUGCUGAAUAAGGUAACAGAAGCUGACCCAGGGUUUUCCAAAGGGCCCGCCUCUAGAUAGAAUGCCUCAAGCUUCAGGCUUAAUAUAAUCUAUUCAGGUAGCAUUUUCAGAAUUUCAUAACCUUCCUGGUUUAGCCCAGAGCUGACUGGGGUCUCAGCUCUCCAUAUUGGUUCCAACUCACCCUAUUAAUUCCAACAAUAUUCUUUGUUUAAAUCAGACGGCAGAGGAGAAAUCUCUGUUUGCUAGUCUGUGAGGAUGUGACUUGUUAUAAUGUAAAAGAGACCACCCAGUGGCUAUAUUAUAAACACCUGAAAAUAGCAUAAGAAAACAAGGCAUUUGUUCUGAAUCGUAGAUUUGUCUGGCUUUCUCAUUCAGUGCUUUUAAUCAGGUGCCCUCUUUUCCGCACUUGCUCUCCAUUAGUGCAGUACUCUGUAAGUUGUGUAUUCCUCGGAGUCAGAUUACACAAUUCCCAUUUCCCUUUUUUUCUGGAAGUCUCCCCACCUCAACAACUAACCUCCUUAGAGUGCCCAACAUUAUCUAGGGCAGUGGUUCUCAACCUUUUAAUACGGCGACCCCCGGUCACACGGACGCGGCGCGCAUGUGCGGCGGCGCCCCCAUGCGCGGCAUGCAUGCGUGGCGGCGCCCCCUGAGGGGGAAAAAUGGCAGAUCGCGUUGUUUGGCGACCCCCAUAAAAUGGUCGUUCGACCCCAAAUGGGGUCGCAACCCAUAGGUUGAGAACUGCUGAUCUAGGGGCUUCUGUCCACUUACUUUAAGAUGUCAGUGUGUAAUACUGAAGGGGCUGCCUUAGUCGAUCAUUUAAAUGCCUUUGGUAAAAUCUGCCAAAUUUAGAUAUUGUAGACCUAGAAGAUAAUGUCAAAGUUACAAAGUGUGCUCUUUGUAGUAAUUGGUACAUCCCACUUGGAUAGUAUCAGUGAGGGAUCUGAGGAACUCAGAUGAGAAUGCCUGCUGUCUCAGCUCUUUUGUGCAUUUCCUGUGGGAGCUGUCCUUGGCUAAAUUCUUUUUAAUUUCUAUCAUGUGCCUUUUAGUUCUGGAUGCAUGUUGACAAUAUUUUGAUAAUUCUGCCAAAGUAGAUGUCUCUGUGGAGAACUAAGAUUCUGGAGCAGAGUUAGAAGAGGAGGAUACACAGCAAUUCAGUUAAAUGAAGUCAGCUUUCUCUUAGACCCACCCAACCCAGCCUUUCUUGUAGAAGCUACUAUCUUUUCCCAUUAAAUUCCAUUAAAAUAAUGGCUAAUAUUGCUUAUGGACUUGAAGAAUUUGGUGGUUUCAGAAAUAGUUCCUCCCACAAAGUUCUGUUGUCCCCAGUCCAAUUUCUCAGGUCCUUGCUAUGCUGCCUAUGUAUGUAUGCAUAUGCACCUGUAUUACUUUGCUCUUGCAGGACUGCUGCUUCUGUUAGCCUACAUGCAAUGUUGUCUUGUUGUUCUUUAAGUUUCGCAAGUCGCUUCUGCUUCUGUUUAUUUUCAAUACUCAUUUUUUUCCAACUGUUAUCUGUAAUGUGCAACUAUUUCCUCUCUCAGAGAUGCAUUCCUCCUUUGGGGGGGUUGUCUACAAUGUCAGAUUCUUAAUUCUGGUUUUCAGUCAGUUCCAUUUAAAACAAGCUUUCUAAUCUCCAGCUUGUUUGGAAAACUGAAAUGCUCUCCUUCAGAAGCUCAAAUGCUGUGCCUUUUGGUUAACCAGCUGUUUCAGUUUCAAAGUCCAAAGUCCUAAAUCUCUUAUCUGAAUGAGCAAGUUGGCAUAUUCUUCCUUAGUUGUAUAUUGGGUAUGCAACUGAAUUCCAAAACCUUGUAUAAGCAGAUGAUGCAUGUGAGUUCACUAAUUAAGGACUCAAUUUUAUCAGUAAUGGGUAGAUAAUUGAACUUGAUGAUAAUCACUGCCCCUUUUAAUAGUCAAAGCCUACCCUUACAUGUUUUUCUUAGGCUUGUUGCUCUUCCUCUUCUGUGCAUGUUAUAUCUAUGUAACAAAUUGUUUUUAAAAGUUCUGUUGCUACUAUUCCACAUUUUUAAAACUUUUUAUAACUGUUGUGUUACUGCAUUAAUCAGGUAAAUAUUUUUGCUUUUGGAGUAACUUAAUUACUCUGUUUACACUGAGCAAAAGGGCUCAGUUUAGUCUUGUGAUUAACAUUAAUAACUGCAGUACCAAAAACUAAAGGGGAACAGAGUUACUUUAUAUAUUACAGUGUUUCUGCUACUCCAAUAAAUAUUCACUCUAUUCUGUUCCAAGCUCAGCGAAAUGCCUUUGCAAGAGACUCCUAAGAAUCGGUUCAGUGUUUCUUGCAAUGUGUAUCAACCACUGUAUGUUCCAUUUUUUAAAAAAGCCAAAUAGUUCUUGUAUGACAUUUUCUAAUUGCUUUAACUGGAGCUGCUUCUUUGCUUUUAUACUAAGAGAACAAAAGUUGGGGAUGUUAUUACCCUGGGAAAGCUUAGCUUCUUUGUUUGAGUGGGACAGACUUUCCAGGCAGAAUAUUAAAUAAGGCUGACAGCAGUGUCUGUCCACUGAUCUCACUGUGGGUUCACUGAUGCACUGGGGUUUAUUUGUUUGACCCUGGCUGUGUAGCUUGCUUGGUUCUGUUGUGUGAUGUCUAUCUCCCCAUUUUUCUUACCACUUACUCUAGUUUAGACUUGAGAUUACUAUCUUGUUUGUUUUAUUUCUUUAAUUUAUUUCCCAUCUUAAAAGAACUUUUAGACUACAUUAUGGCUGGACAGUUUUUGUAUAACUUUCAAUUCUCUGUUUUAGUAUCAAUAAAUAUUUUUGUAACUUAA
Molecule: messenger RNA, 7186 nt
Organism: Crotalus tigris (Tiger rattlesnake)
Lineage: Eukaryota; Metazoa; Chordata; Lepidosauria; Squamata; Viperidae
Gene: CBX2
Product: chromobox 2
Exons: 5
Coding region: 196-1794 (532 amino acids)
Biological process (GO): negative regulation of transcription by RNA polymerase II
Cellular component (GO): PRC1 complex; heterochromatin
Source: RefSeq, a predicted model, not a curated record